UCCAGCAUGUUUGGCUUCCACAAAUCGAAGAUCUACCGGAGUAAUGAAGGCUGCUGCAUCUGCAAGACCAAGUCGUCCAGUUCUCGCUUCACAGACAGCAGUCGAUAUGAGGAGACUUUCAGGCUCUGUUUUGGGCUGUUAGAAGAUCGUGUUGGCGACAUCUGUAACGCCUGUGUGCUGCUGGUGAAGAGAUGGAAAAAACUACCGCAUGGCUCCAAGAAGAACUGGAACCAUGUUGUUGAUGCCCGAGCCGGACCCGGCUUCAAGCUGACCAAACCCAAGAAGAUCAGAAACAGUGAUGGGAAGAAGAAGAGCAAGCUGAAGAAGCUUCACAAGCUGAAGAGACAAACAGACUCCGAUGCCCUCAGCACCACCUCCAGCAUGUCUCCAUCCCGGUCCCCCAGCUACAGCAACCAGUCCGAUGAUGGCUCAGACAUCGAGUCCAAGCAGAGACGCUCCACGUUCUCCUCCUUCUCGUUUCUUGACCGUUCAUACUGGAAAAGGCAGAAGAUUUGCUGUGGGAUGGUCUACAAGGGACGGUUUGGGGAAGUGAUCAUUGAUCCUCGAUUUUUCAAGCCCUGCUGCAGCUCUAAGAAACAGAAGGCACUGGUGUCCACACCCGUGGGUGCACACCCAUCACCCCUCCCCCAGGAGCUGAAAGAAACCUGGUGA
Molecule: messenger RNA, 672 nt
Organism: Lampris incognitus (smalleye Pacific opah)
Lineage: Eukaryota; Metazoa; Chordata; Actinopteri; Lampriformes; Lampridae
Gene: sinhcafl
Product: SIN3-HDAC complex associated factor, like
Exons: 5
Coding region: 7-672 (221 amino acids)
Biological process (GO): negative regulation of cell migration
Source: RefSeq, a predicted model, not a curated record